AUGCAUCGUACUCUUCCCGGCUUCGGGGGCUUUCAUUCUCUUACCCCAGCAAUACUCGCCCUUUUAUUGCUAUGGACCCAAUCCGCGCUGUGUCAAAACACGCAAACGGUACAAGUCGUGGCCACCACCGUCACAAAUUACUACACAGUGGCGGCACCGACGACACCCCUGUCGGCACAGUACACAGGGACACUGGAUUUCCGGACCUCGAUCCUCAACUCGACGAAUUGGUAUCGGCACGAACAUUCGGCCGGAUACAUCUACUGGAACGAGACACUGGCCGAGUAUGCCCAGAAGUACUCGGAAAAGUGUGUUUGGAGCCAUUCGCACGGCGAAUACGGCGAGAACCUGGCGCAAGGGUAUGCCAACGUGACGUCGGCGGUGGAAGCCUGGGGCGACGAGCGACGAGACUACGAUUUCAGCAACAGCGAUCCUACAGGAUUCACCGAGGAGACGGGCCAUUUCACCCAGCUGGUGUGGAAGUCUACCCAGGCCACGGGCUGCGGUUGGACCAACUGUAACGGCAAGAAUAACGUGAGCGGCGUCUUUUUGGUCUGCGAGUAUUGGCCUGCUGGCAACAUCGUCGGCCAGAACAAUUACUGGUUCAAGCAGAAUGUGGCCGCCCAGAGCAAAUCCGGCGCCGAUGGCUUCAGCGAGCUCGACGCCACCAAAGGUGCAACGGGCGGCGUGCCCACGUCGACCAGCGCCUCUGUCCCAACUGCCACGGGUGAGUCGGAAUCGUUGGGCAUCCCGGCCGUCGAGUUUGAUCAAUGGAGAUUGUUUGUCGCCGUUUGCGUCACGCUUGCUGCUGUGCUAUUUGGCCUGGGCAUGUCGUGA
Molecule: messenger RNA, 837 nt
Organism: Exophiala dermatitidis NIH/UT8656
Lineage: Eukaryota; Fungi; Ascomycota; Eurotiomycetes; Chaetothyriales; Herpotrichiellaceae
Exons: 1
Coding region: 1-837 (278 amino acids)
Cellular component (GO): extracellular region
Source: RefSeq, a predicted model, not a curated record